AUGAUGGAAAAUCAGAUGACCCAAGUUGCUCAACAAAUCAGUCAUCUCUCAAAACCUUCAGGCCAACUUCCACGGCAAACCGAACCAAACCCAAAAGGGUAUAUCCAUGCUAUCUCAUUGAGAAGUGGUAGAGAAUUGCAAGAUCCCUAUAGGAAGAUGAAUGACCAAAGGAAGAGUGUAAAAGAGUCCAAAAAGCCGAGUGAAGAAGAUCAAGGCGAAAAAGUGUUGGAAGAGGAAGCUAAGGAGACUGAGAAAAAGGAACCUGUUGUCAUACCUAUUGCACCAUACAAGCCACCUGUUCCAUUCCCUCAAAGAUUGGCACAAGCAAAGCUAGAGAAGAAGUAUGAGAAGUUCCUUGAUAUUUUGAAGAAGUUACACAUUAACAUCCCUUUCUUGGAUGCUGUCUCAGAGAUGCCUUCUUAUGCUAAGUUUUUGAAAGACAUGCUUUCCAACAAGAGAAAUAUUGAAGAGAAUGUCAUUGUUUCAGUAACAGCUGAGUGUAUCGCUAUUUUGCUAAACAAGUUUCCAAAAAAGCUAGGAGAUCCAGGCAGUUAUUCUAUUCCUAUUAAGCUUGGUGAUAUUGAGAUCAAGAAUGCCUUAUGUGAUCUUGGGGCAAGUGUCGGACUCAUGCCCUUGUCAAUCUGCAAGAAGCUCAACAUGGGCGAAUUGAAAUCCACACGCGAUAGCAAGUUGAUCGAUUAA
Messenger RNA from Beta vulgaris subsp. vulgaris (sugar beet), 702 nucleotides. RefSeq lists its product as uncharacterized. The transcript has a single exon. The record is from RefSeq and is a predicted model, not a curated record. Bases 1 to 702 code for a protein of 233 amino acids. Lineage: Eukaryota; Viridiplantae; Streptophyta; Magnoliopsida; Caryophyllales; Amaranthaceae.